Symbiodinium sp. CCMP2456 is the source of this 1137-nucleotide messenger RNA. The record is from the annotation of a GenBank genome assembly. NCBI's taxonomy places the organism in Eukaryota, Dinophyceae, Suessiales, Symbiodiniaceae.
AUGCUAGCUGCGCCCCAGCUUCUCGUGCCAACUUUGCCGAGGCCGCCUUCAUUUUCACACCAAGCCGUCCCGGGCCCGGCGACUCCAUGCAGGCGGCAGGUGCUCUCAGCCAGCGCGGCUUUCUUGGCAGCAGGCCUCGGCUCCUUCAGAAGACGGCUUGGGGCGACGUCGAUCCUUCGGUCGACCGAAGCCGCCUCCCCACAGAGGAAAGGGCGUCAGGUGGUUCCUUUGGGGCCUUGGCUCCAGAGGUUCUUCUCCCUUCGGAACAGGCAAUUCUGGAACUACUCCGUCUCACCGAGGAACUAUUUUUUCGCGCGCAGGUGGUGUGCUGAAGAUUCUCGCCAAGCGAUCUUCGUAGCCAUCGUGCAUUUAGGGGCUCUGGCUGCUCCCUUCUUCUUUACGUGGAAGGCAUUCGCCUGCUUCUGCGUUGGCUACGUGAUGACAGGCAUGCUCGGGGUGACGCUGUCGUACCACCGGCAGCUGUCUCAUCGGUCGUUCGUGACCCCGAAGUGGUUAGAGUAUUUUCUCGCCUACUGCGGCGCCUUAGCCGUUCAGGGGCCGCCAAUCAGUUGGGUAUCUUCCCAUCGGCAUCACCAUGGGAACACCGAUGCCGAGGAUGAUGUGCACUCUCCUCGCGACGGAUUCUGGUGGUCUCACAUGGGGUGGCUAUUUGAUGCGGAUGGAACAAAGAUCCGGCGCGACAAGAAGAACGCAUCAGAUUUGUCGUCGCAGCGGUUCUACCAGUUCCUUCAGAAGACUUAUGGUAUACACUGUGUGGUGCUGCCAAUCUUGGCCCUCUACGCGUACGGCGGUUUGCCCUGCGUUCUGUGGGGCUUUUUCGUUCGCGUAGUUUGGUUCUGGCACAUCACCUGGGCUGUAAAUUCUGUCAGCCACGUCUGGGGAUUUCAAGACUGGAAGACAGGCGAUCUCUCGAUGAACAACUGGCUUAUCGGGAUCUUGGCCUUCGGCGAGGGCUGGCACAACAAUCACCACGCCUUUGAGCGGUCGUGCCGGCAUGGCUUGAAAUGGUGGCAGGUGGACUUCACUUGGUACACCGUCAAGUUCCUGGAGGCCUUCGGCUUGGCGACAAAGCUGCAGUAUCCCCCCGAGGGCAAGAUGCAGAAACUGGCGAUGUAA